AUGUUACUGGAGGACUUUUGUGUGAGGGUCUAUUUCUGGCCAUUUCUAUCGUAUUUGGCGAGCAUUAAGGGCCUGUGUCCAGUGUAUCCGACAGGUUAUUAUCCCGUCUAUACAUUUCCACCGCUGACAGCGACAUUAACGCCCACCUCGUCCACGUCUGCAGCGAUUCCGACGUUUCAACCGACGCCGCCAUUGACCACCAGCACCACAACAACAUCAACCACCACGAGCACCACAACAACCACCACUUUACCCGUGACAACGUGUCCACCACAACCAUUUGUUUGUCUGCCUGGUGGAGUGCGUCCUUUGCCGGAUUGCCCCUGCAUUGAUCCUCGCCAGCAAUCACAGCAACCGCAGCAACCACAGCAGCAGCAGCAGGCGCAGAAUCUACCAAUUGUGGCCUCCACUUUGUCAAUCGGUUCGGAUAUGAUGAUCUUCGUGCCCUUAAAUGCAGCUCGACGUCGUCGUCGACGGCAUGCUGCCCAGAUCCAGAGCUGUUACGAUGCACGUUCCCGUUCCGGCAGCUGUCUGCCUCUUACCUCCUGUGCACAUCUCAUAGAGGAGUAUCAUGCCGGCAGCGUCACUAGCGAGUUCCAAACGUUUUUGGGUCAAUCCAUUUGUGGUUUUGAUGGCUCCAGUUUUCUGGUUUGCUGUGCAACAGAGCGUGCACCUUUUGGCAGUCGUAGGCCCAAGGAGUAUGUGCUGCCCUCCACUUCACCCGUUGGUUCCUUUGCUUUCUCGCCACUGGGAACUGCAACCACACAAAGUCCUCAAUCCCCGCAGGUCGCUGUCUUUCAGCCCACGCCGCCGUUUAAUCAGGCGCCAAUUGUGGUGCGACCCACGCCAGGAUUACCAGCUCCAGCUCCGAAUCCUGCUUCUGUUUCAAGCGGUUGUGGUAUUGGUGGUGCUACCACAAAUCGUGUGGUUGGCGGUUUGCCGGUGAGAAAAGGUGCCUAUCCCUGGAUGGCUGCUCUCGGCUACAACGAUGCAUCCAAUGGUAAUGCAUUAAAGUUUCUCUGUGCCGGCAGUCUGAUCAGUUCACAGUUUGUGGUUACCUCGGCUCACUGCAUCAAUCCAAUGCUGAUUCUGGUGCGACUUGGUGCCCAUGAUCUGUCCAAGACCACAGAGCUGGGAGCCAUCGAUUUUCGCAUUCAGCGCAGCUUUGUUCAUGAACAAUACGAUUUGGCUUCCAUUGCCAAUGAUAUUGCGUUGAUCGAGCUGAACGGUGUGGCGCCAUCUAACGGCGAUAUCCGACCAAUUUGUCUGCCCGAGGGCAGCAGGUUUCAGCGUGAGGACGAAUUCGUGGGCAUGAAUCCCUUUGUGGCCGGUUAUGGAGCAACAAAGCAUCAAGGAGACACCUCGAAUGUGCUGCGCGAUGCACAGGUGCCGAUCGUGUCGCGACUGAGCUGUGAGCAGAACUACAAGUCCGUCUUUCAGUUUGUGCAAUUCAGCGACAAGCUAAUCUGCGCUGGCAGCUCCACUGUGGAUGCCUGUCAGGGUGAUUCCGGUGGACCACUUAUGAUGCCACAGCUGGAUGGCGGCAUUUAUCGUUACCAUUUGCUGGGCAUCGUUUCCUUUGGUUACGAAUGUGCCAGACCAGGAUUUCCAGGCGUCUAUACGAGAGUUAACAGCUAUUUAAACUGGAUUCAGCAGAUACUGCAAGGCUCUAAUAGGGGCAGAAGGCGCUGAUUUAACCCGUUCCAUUAAAUAUAUUUUAAAUAUUACAAUUAUUUUAUAAGCAUAAAAAUUCUUUACUUUUGCA
Molecule: messenger RNA, 1765 nt
Organism: Drosophila innubila
Lineage: Eukaryota; Metazoa; Arthropoda; Insecta; Diptera; Drosophilidae
Product: proclotting enzyme
Exons: 7
Coding region: 1-1692 (563 amino acids)
Biological process (GO): proteolysis
Molecular function (GO): serine-type endopeptidase activity
Source: RefSeq, a predicted model, not a curated record